CGCCAAUCCAACGACGCCCUCCAUCGCCGCGCCCCUUCCACCACCAUGCACACACCCAAAACGCAGCUCCGCCGCACUGUACCACCUCAUCCUCCAUGCCACUAGAUCUACCACCUCGCCCUGCCACCGCCACCGCCACCAUAUCUAUCCCGUCCCGGAAACAUUCUGCACGCGGCAGCUAGCAGCUGCAGAAAUGGCUACUUCCCCUCCUGCCCUCCUGCUGUUCCCGUUAACGCUGCUGCUGUUCAUUGGCGGCGCGCCAGCGACGGCGCGCGCCGCCGACAUGCCGAUGCCGGUCAACGAGGAGGUGCUGGGGCUGGUGGUCUUCAAGUCGGCGCUCUCCGACCCGUCCGGCGCGCUGGCCACGUGGACCGAGUCCGACGCCACGCCCUGCGGCUGGCGCUGCGUCGAGUGCGACCCGGCCACCUCCCGGGUGCUCCGCCUCUCGCUCUCCGGCCUCGCGCUCUCCGGCCCCAUGCCGCGGGGCCUCGACCGCCUCCCCGCGCUCCAGGAGCUCACCCUCGCCCGCAACAACCUCUCUGGCCCGCUCCCGCCGGGCCUCUCCCUGCUCAAGUCGCUCCGCUCGCUCGACCUCUCCUACAACGCCUUCUCCGGCCCGCUCCCCGACGACGUCGCGCUGCUCGGCUCCCUGCGCUACCUCGACCUCACCGGCAACGCCUUCUCCGGCCCGCUCCCGGCCGCAUUCCCUCCGACCGUCCGGUUCCUCAUGCUGUCCGACAACCAGUUCUCCGGCCCGAUACCGGAGGGGCUGCCCAAGAGCCCGCUGCUGCUCCACCUCAACAUGUCCGGCAACCAGCUCUCCGGCUCGCCGGACUUCGCGGGCGCUCUCUGGCCGCUCGAGCGGCUGCGCACGCUCGACCUGUCCCGCAACCAGUUCUCUGGCUCCGUCACCGACGGCAUUGCCAGGCUCCACAACCUCAAGACCGUCAGCCUCAGCGGGAACAGGUUCUUCGGCGCCGUCCCGCAGGACCUCGGCCUGUGCCCGCACCUCAGCACCCUUGAUCUGAGCUCCAACGCGUUCGACGGCCACCUCCCGGACUCCAUCGCCCAGCUCGGCUCGCUGGUCUACCUCGCCGCGUCCGGCAACCGGCUCUCCGGCGACGUCCCCGCUUGGCUUGGCAAGCUGGCCGCGGUGCAGCACCUGGAUUUGUCCGACAACACGCUCACCGGAACGUUGCCGGACUCGCUCGGCGACCUCAAGGCACUCAAGUACCUGAGCCUGUCCAGGAACCAGCUCUCCGGCUCCGUCCCGGCCUCGUUGUCAGGGUGCAGCAAGCUCGCCGAGCUGCACCUGAGGGGCAACAACCUCAGCGGCCGCAUCCCCGAUGCGCUGUUCGACGUCGGGCUCGAGACGCUCGACAUGUCGUCCAACGCGCUGUCGGGCGUCCUGCCAUCCGGCUCGACGAGGAUGGCGGAGACCCUGCAGUGGCUGGACCUCUCCGGAAACCAGCUGACAGGCGGCAUCCCCACGGAGAUGCUGCUCUUCUUCAAGCUCCGGUACCUGAACCUGUCCCGCAACGACCUCCGCACGCAGCUGCCGCCGGAGCUCGGCCUGCUCCGCAACCUGACGGUGCUCGACCUGCGUAGCACCGGCUUGUACGGGGCGGUGCCCGCCGACCUCUGCGAGUCCGGGAGCCUCGCCGUGCUCCAGCUCGACGGCAACUCCCUCGCUGGCCCCAUCCCCGACAGCAUCGGGAAUUGUUCUUCACUGUACCUACUGAGCUUGGGGCACAACGGCUUGACGGGGCCGGUCCCGGCGGGCAUUGCGGAGCUGAAGAAGCUGGAGAUCUUGCGGCUGGAGUACAACAACCUGAGCGGCGAGAUACCGCAGCAGCUGGGCGGGCUGGAGAACCUCCUGGCCGUGAACAUCUCGCACAACCGCCUCGUGGGGCGGCUGCCGCCGUCGGGUGUGUUCCAGAGCCUGGACGCGAGCGCGCUGGAGGGCAACCUGGGCCUCUGCAGCCCGCUGGUGACGGAGCCGUGCAGGAUGAACGUGCCCAAGCCGCUGGUGCUGGACCCCAAUGAGUACACGCACGGCGGCGGCGACAACAACCUCGAGACGAACGGCGCCGGCGCGGGGCUGCCGAGGAAACGGCGGUUCCUGAGCGUGUCCGCCAUGGUGGCCAUCUGCGCGGCGCUCGUGAUCAUCCUCGGCGUCAUCGUGAUCACCUUGCUCAACAUGUCGGCCCGGCGGAGGGCCGAGGCGGCCGGCGGGGCCCCCGAGCAGCAGAAGGAGCUGGAGAGCAUCGUCACCAGCUCGACCAAGUCGUCUUCCGGCAAGCUCGCCGCCGGCAAGGUGGUGACGUUCGGGCGAGGAAGCAGCCUUCGCUCCGAGGACCUGGUCGCCGGCGCCGACGCGCUGCUGAGCAAGGCGACGGAGAUCGGGCGCGGCGUGUUCGGGACGGUGUACCGCGCGUCGGUCGGCGAAGGCCGGGUGGUGGCGAUCAAGAAGCUGGCGACGGCGAACAUCGUCAAGUCCCGCGAUGACUUCGACCGCGAGGUGCGCGUCCUGGGCAAGGCGAAGCACCCGAACCUGCUGCCGCUCAAGGGCUACUACUGGACGCCGCAGCUGCAGCUGCUGAUCACGGACUACGCGCCGCACGGCAGCCUGGAGGCGCGGCUCCACGGCGGCCGCGCGCCGCUGACGUGGGAGGAGCGGUUCCGGGUGGUGUCCGGCACGGCCCGCGGGCUGGCGCACCUGCACCAGGCGUUCCGGCCGCCGCUGAUCCACUACAACGUGAAGCCGAGCAACAUCUUCCUGGACGAGCGGUGCAACCCGAUGGUGGGCGACUUCGGGCUGGCGCGUCUGCUGCCCAAGGCGGAGCACCGGCACGCGGUUAUGAUGGGCGGGCGGUUCCAGGGCGGCGGCGGCGCGGGGUACGUGGCGCCGGAGCUGGCGUGCCAGAGCCUGCGGGUGAACGAGAAGUGCGACAUCUACGGGCUGGGCGUGCUGAUCCUGGAGCUGGUGACGGGGCGGAAGGCGGUGGAGUACGGGGAGGACGACGUGGUGGUGCUGCAGGACCAGGUGCGGGUGCUGCUGGAGCACGGGAACGCGCUGGAGUGCGUGGACCCCGGGAUGGGCGGCGACUUCCCGGAGGAGGAGGUGCUGCCGGUGCUGAAGCUGGGCAUGGUGUGCACGUCGCAGAUCCCCUCGAACCGGCCGUCCAUGGCGGAGGUUGUCCAGAUCCUGCAGGUCAUCAAGGCCCCCGUGGGAGGCAGAAUGGAAGCCGGCGGCGGCGGCUUCUGAAUUCUGAUCGAUUGGAUUCGAUUCUGACACCGUACGUCGUCGUCUCGUCCCUUCAUUCUUCUUCUUCCGUUCAUUGGCAACGGCAUCUGGGUCGAUCGGUCGCCGGCAGUGGCACGGCAGGCUGCAACAAGUACUGCUACUCAUGUGC
This is a messenger RNA of Panicum hallii, 3416 nucleotides long. Its product is annotated as probably inactive leucine-rich repeat receptor-like protein kinase At3g28040. Gene Ontology annotation, biological process: protein phosphorylation. Bases 194 to 3268 code for a protein of 1024 amino acids. The transcript has 2 exons. NCBI's taxonomy places the organism in Eukaryota, Viridiplantae, Streptophyta, Magnoliopsida, Poales, Poaceae. The record is from RefSeq and is a predicted model, not a curated record. Gene Ontology annotation, molecular function: protein kinase activity; ATP binding; protein binding.